Molecule: messenger RNA, 1067 nt
Organism: Sarcophilus harrisii (Tasmanian devil)
Lineage: Eukaryota; Metazoa; Chordata; Mammalia; Dasyuromorphia; Dasyuridae
Exons: 7
Coding region: 313-1023 (236 amino acids)
Source: RefSeq, a predicted model, not a curated record
AGGCCCGGGAAAUCAUUUGCUAAGGCAGCCAUAGACAAUGAUGAGUUGAAAGUCAGGUACGACAAUCUCACGCUGCUUGAGUUCUAAGACAUUUGACCCGACGGAGAAUUUUGUUCUGUGGUAUGUGGCAAAAGAUAAACAGAAUAAGGAAGAAAUCCAAACACUUCAGCCUUCAGUGUUCCUGAGAGUUUCUGGGGAGGAGUUACAGAAGAUAAUUCUCAAUCCACAGGUGAAGCCAAUUUGACAAAUUGGUACAUUAAUCCUAGGAAAAAACAAAAACAACCCUCCCAGCAUCCACACCCAGAGGCCAUCAUGGCCGGCAAUCAUCCAGGCAGCUUUCACAAGAGGCUUCAGCCCACCAGCCAGCUCCAUUUUCAGGGCCAAGAAAAGGACCCAGCAUUUCUGAGACCUGAGAUGCCAUCAGUCAACUCAAGAACUUGGAGACAGGACCCCGGAGUGGCACAAAAUGCCGGUCAAUCACAAGGUGAAGCCAAUUUGACAAAUUGGUACAUUAAUCCUAGGAAAAAACAAAAACAAGCCCCCCAGCAUCCACACCCAGAGGCCAUCAUGCCCAGCAAUCAUCCAGGCAGCUUUCACAAGAGGCCUCAGCCGACCAGCCAGCUCCAUUUUCAGGGCCAAGAAAAGGACCCAGCAUUUAUGAGACCUGAGAUGCCAUCAAUCAACUCCUCAAGAACUGGGAGACAAGACCCCGGAGUAGCACAAAAUGCCGGUCAAUCACAAGGUGUUCCGAGAAGCUCAAAUAACAAGACUGCUCUUAGAAAGCGCCCAGUUUAUCCCUCUGCGGCUGAGAUCCACGAAAUGACAUAUGAACAAGUUGUAAGCUCCAUCCUCCAGUUUCUUGGGAACGAUCCACAUUACGUGGCAUCUGUGGACCCCAAACAACAAAAACCGUCAAAAUCAUCCAAGGGGACACAGAAUCGCAAGCUCCAAGAGACAAUGACUCAGGUUCCCAAGAAGAGGACAAAAAACGAAACACAUGAAUGGGAUCUGGAUGACAACUAGAGGAAUCGCUGUGCCUAUCAUACUUGUUAACCUUCUUCCCUGAG